AUGGAUUGUGGCUGUAUAAAAGUAGUGCUUUAUAAAGAUGGUGCUGCUUUCAUCAUUUUAGCAGGUCGUGAACUUACAAGCCCUAGAUCGGUUGCAAAUUUAAAGCGCCUUCUACUAAUAAUUUGGAAUAGUUUUAGCUAUAAAUUGUUGGAGAUCUUAUUUAUAGCAAUCAGUUUAAAGUGUAGUCUGACUGACCAGCACAAUUGUGCGGGGUUCAACGAAGCUGAUACUGAGCACAUUUUAAACAACAUAAGUGAUACUUAUCCCCCUCAUUCUUUGUUGGAUCAUUCCACAUUGAAGCCAUUUCAAAUCAACAUUGAUUGA
This is a messenger RNA of Echinococcus granulosus, 324 nucleotides long. RefSeq lists its product as hypothetical. Bases 1 to 324 code for a protein of 107 amino acids. The record is from RefSeq and is a predicted model, not a curated record. NCBI's taxonomy places the organism in Eukaryota, Metazoa, Platyhelminthes, Cestoda, Cyclophyllidea, Taeniidae. The transcript is spliced from 4 exons.